Molecule: messenger RNA, 2431 nt
Organism: Microbotryum saponariae
Lineage: Eukaryota; Fungi; Basidiomycota; Microbotryomycetes; Microbotryales; Microbotryaceae
Source: the annotation of a GenBank genome assembly
AUGACUGGCACCGCUGCACAAGAUGACGCAGACGCAGCAUUGCUGGGAGCCGCCUCGGGUCUUUCUCGUAGUACAUCUGUCCACGCGACCUCACCAGCGCUUCUUCGCGCGGCGAUCAGUUCCGUGUCUCUACGUGAGGCUGGCGCCGGUCCGGACUCCUCUUCGGCGUCUCACUCGCGACAGGAUGGAGAGAAGUGGCGGGGCAAUGUGGUGGUGUCACAUCCACCUAGGUGAGCCGGACGACGUGCGCGCACUCACCUUGCCCACAGGCAACCUUCCAGUGAGACUGAUCGGCAUGAGCAUUCCUUCGCUGCCUCCAGCCCCACGUCCGCGCUCGCCAACUUCGAGUCGUUCACGGAUGAUGCCGAAGCAUUGACUUCUUCGUAUCGCCCGUUCGACUCGAUCACGCCUCUCAACCCGGACUCUCUGAGACGAAUCCCACUGUCUACACCUCCACGCACGCCACCACCUUCGGGCCUAGCCGACUUGCAAGGCAACCCCAGCGAUCGCCUGAGCACGUCCUGCCCAUCGGAAGUGAAUGUCGAGUCGGCUUACCCUCUGAUUCUAGUGACCGGUACGUGUCACCUCUGCUGCGCCCUUCACGUGCCUCGGUAGUGCAACCCGCUUCCAUCGGCGUCCGCUCACUCUCCUCGUUCCCACUCCUUCUGCUCACCCGGUUGGCGCGAAUCCGGUCACCCCGAUCUUCUGAACGAACCGACAGGGGGCUGCGGCUUCAUCGGCUCCCACACUGUGCUCGAGAUUUUGCAGGAAGGCAAAUAGUAAGCCACCACCUGGCACUGAAGACAGGAUCGUCUGAACCACGCGCGGGUGCUCAACAGCCCGGCUCGAGGCCGAUCUCUAUCUCUGCAAGACUGACGUGAUUGGUGGCCAACGGUCUACAGCGGAGUGGUCGUGUUGGACAACCUCGCCAACUCGAGUACCGAGGUUCUGCAAAGGGUGCGCAUACUCGCCGCCAAGUACCACGCCGACCGCUCGCUAGCCGUGGAACGGCAUCCCCCUCUCUACUAUCAUCCAUGUGAUAUCCAAGACCGCCACGCGCUGUCCGAAGUGUUCCAGCUUUAUGCCAAAACAUCCACCACGUCCCGUAUCGUAUCCGCCAUCCACUUCGCAGCCCUCAAGUCGGUCUCAGGAAGUUUGAGCGGACCGAUCAUCUACUACCAGGUCAACGUCGGCGGCACCCUCAACCUCGUCCAGGCAUUGGCCGACUGGAACGCCAAGCGCCUGGUGUUCAGUUCGAGUUGCGUUGUCUAUGGGUCCAAUUGUGACGGCGAAGGCAUCACAGAGGAUCAAUGCGAUGUGGUCGCUGGGUCAAGCAAGGGCAUCACAAAUCCCUGUGAGUGCACCCCCGAGACCUGGCGGAUUCUGACCGGCAUGCUGAACUUGUGCGCUCGUGACUUCGAUCGUAGAUGGCCGGACCAAGCGUAUGUGCGAAGAAAUACUUGCAGAUCUGUAAGUCCCCUGUGAUGUGAUGCUUCGGUUGCCAGUCUUGAUCUUGGGGUGGCAACCUGAUUAAACAGUCUGGCCACUUGCAUCGCUCAGCUGUGCCUCUGAUUCAGAUUGGGUCACCAUGGCACUGCGAUACACCAACCCUAGCGGAGCACACCCAUCUGGAUACAUUGGAGAGGUAGAUUCGUUCCCUUCUCUUUUUUGUCACGUCUUAACUGCUGACCCGGGUCUACUUUGAGCCAUCUCAGGACCCGACCAAUGCUGCAAAUCUAAUGCCGAUCGUGACGCAAGUUCUGCAAGGCAAGCGUAGCCACGUCAUGGUACGUCUACCCUACAGCUCACUUAGCCGGUCUACCCUGGGUUGAGGCUCCGGAUACACCCAUCAGAUUUAUGGCGCAGACUAUGACACGCCUGAUGGAACUGGCGUCAGGGAUUUCAUCCACGUCGUCGAUCUUGCAAAAGCCCAUCUAGCGGCGCUCAGGGCCGUGGUCGAGGGUCAACCGACCGCACGUCAUUCUACGUACAAGUAAGCAUGUUGCGACUGAAGCUCAGUGUGUCGAGCGUCAGGUAUGAGCCCGCUCUGAUCGGUCUGCUAAUCUGAACCCAACAGUUUGGGUACCAACAAAGGCACCUCUGUUCUAAGAGUAAUCGAAAUGCUCUCGCUGAUCGCGCAGCGAUCCAUCGAGAUUGUGGUGAGCCCUCGAAGACCCGGCGAUUUAGGAUGCGUGGUGUGCUCGGCAGAAAAGGCCGAGCGUGAAUUAGGCUGGAAAGCAGAACAUGACAUCAUCGCCAUGUGUCGCGACCUCGUGAAUUGGCAAUUCGUGAGUCCCCGAGCCAACGGUUUGCAACUCGCGGUCAUACUGACAAGCCAUAUGCGUCUACCUUACCUCGUCAGCACAAUCCCAACGGCUACGCCUCACCGACGAAAACUCAGCUGCAAAGCUUUGUUGCGCGGUCAUCUUGA